Molecule: messenger RNA, 7298 nt
Organism: Ornithorhynchus anatinus (platypus)
Lineage: Eukaryota; Metazoa; Chordata; Mammalia; Monotremata; Ornithorhynchidae
Gene: ALPK2
Product: alpha kinase 2
Exons: 13
Coding region: 231-6653 (2140 amino acids)
Biological process (GO): protein phosphorylation
Molecular function (GO): protein serine/threonine kinase activity; ATP binding
Source: RefSeq, a predicted model, not a curated record
UCGCUUCUCCUGCAGAAGUUCUCUGGGCCCCUGCCAUGAAGAUAUUAUCUCUCUUGAAAAUAAGCAUAACUGCGCUUUGUCCAGACCCUGCAAAACGACACUGAAACUUCCAAUCUGAAACAGAGCACAGCAAGUCAAACAUACAACCCAUGUGUCCACACAGCCUUGAGAGCCCUCCACUGAACCAGCCCUCCUAUAAAAUCUCCUAGGCAAAAAGCGUGGAAAAGUUCAUGUGGCAUGAGAAAAUGACCGAUUCCAAAUCCCCUGUGUGGAGUACUCCUUGCUUUCUGUCCACACUGCCUUCCCAGACUGUUCUAGAGAACUCAGACAUCACCCUCUGCUGCACCAUAACGGGUCACCCCAAACCAGAGGUAACUUGGUAUAAAAAUGGUCAAGAUAUCACUGAAUCAGACACCGUUUCCAAUUACGAAAUCUUGGAAGAUCAGUUCAUUCACAUACUGCACUUGUAUAGCUGCACCCAGAAAGAUGCUGCCGUUUAUCAGAUUUCAGCUCAAAACUGUUUUGGAAUGAUCUGUUGUUCUGCUUUUAUUCAAGUUGAGCCCUUUGCAAAACACCAACUUUAUCCUGAUCUGAAGGAUGACACUGCUAGUGAGAGGAAAGAACCAGAGGCAGGUCAAAGGAAAUAUUCAUCUCUGGUUGACCAGAAGGAACAGGCUUUUGAAGUGGAAGGAAAGUUCUCAUCCCAGGAUACUUCCUCUUCAACGUCAACCAAUGCUUCCCUUCCCUAUGCCAGCAGCCCAUGCACAUUGCCAUCACUGGAAAACAAUGACCAUAAUUCUGGUUGUUUGGAAGAAAAUGCAGAUGUCACGGACACAGGUAAAUCCCCACAUGAUCACUACAAUCAAAUUUACCCAGAGGAAAUUGCAGAUGAUUUGUUUUUCCCUAAGAAAAGUGAAGCUGCUGACAAAUCAGGAAAAUGUUGCCGCAAGCAAAUACAUUCCAAACCAUCAAAGCUAACUGAUGAUCACAUGGACAGCUCCAAUCCUAAAGAAGAAGUCUUCAUUUCGAGACAACGAGAUACUAAGAUGCAGAAAUACAUCAGUUCCUGUAUCCCUCUGACUGAGAUACCCACAUCCAAUUUCCCCACUAAUAGGGUCCAAGUUGAUCAACAUUUCUCUCCACAGGUUGCCUGUGAAGGAGGCACUCACCUUGAACUUUUGCCAGAAACAGACCUUCCUUACAAGGAGGAGCGUUUGGACGAUGACCUUGAGUAUUUGGAAUGUUCCAAUGUUAUGAUGGAUUACUCGGAGGGAAUCUGGCAAAAGGAGGUACAAGGGGUUGACCCUGUAUUUUUAUUAGAAAGCUAUGACGAAGAAGAGACAGAAGUCAGUGAGGGUUGCCUGGGUGGGUGGAGGAAUUUCCUCAGUGAGAUGGGUGGUCAGUUUCGGGUGUCGGAUAACACAGAGCCUAUGGAUACGGCCAUUGGCUUCUGCGUUCCUCACUCGAAACCCAGAGAGGUAGCUGGAAGGAGCAGGCUAACCACAUUCAGUCCGCCCACCUCCCAAACAGGAAUGACUCUUACGCUGGGGCACCAUCAAGAUGAGACAUCCACUGUGAAAGACAGAGAGACAUACCAACUACCUAUCCCUUCUGCAGCUGUGGAAAAUGAUUAUCCUGGAAUUGAAGAAGAAGGCACAAAGAGUCGCCAAGCAGGAGAUCUCCCUGUUGGCGGCCCACCGAACAUGAAUAGCAUGCAGGCAAAACCCUCACCUCGAGGGUUGGAAAAAUCUGCAGGAAGCCACAUUUUAGAGGCAACAGCCGAAAGCCGUGCAGCAGGAGCCCCAGCCCAAAGGAAGGGCUUGAAAAAAUUAGUCAGGGUGAAGCGGCCAGGGGCCAAGGAAAAACUACAGCAGCUCAACCGCAACCUGAAAGAAAGCGUCCCAGAAGGGAGCUUUGAUCUCUUAGUUCCCGAAGAAAUCGGCAAACAGGACCUGGCUCGGAGUGAUUCCAGAGAUGGUUUCCAAGUAACAGCCAACGGUACCGAUUUUCAAACCCAAUUCCAGGAAAGAAAAUGUGCUGUUCCAACCCAAGCACAGGAGCAGGAAAUAAAAUCUGUUCAAAGCCCGGUGGAUUCCAUUCUGCAAGGAGGAGGAGAUACGAACUGCAUGCGGAAAGAGAAAUGGACUGGACACCCAUUGGAGAUCAGUCAGGUGUCAAGUUCAGAUGCCUGUCCGCAGGUUCAAGGAGAAGAAACAAAUGUGAAAGGCAAAAGUCUGAAUCUGUCACAAGCCUCUCCGGAACUGGAAAAAGACCCAGAGUUCCCACAGGUAGUCUGCCCAUUGAAUGAGAUUGUCCCAAGCCCCCUCCUCACAUUAGAAAGGACCACAGAUGGGAAUGGAUCACCUGCAAAAAAUGUGAUGUUGGAGAGCUGGACUCUGGGCCUCCAGCCUGCUCCAGGAGGAGACCACAGGGGAACUAAUGAGUGGCCUGAAGGAUUCUGGGAAAACAAGCCAAGUGAGCAUGUCACCCAUGAGACCAGGAAUGAAAUUGGGAAUGAGCAGGAGCAGUUAAUCACUUGUUUCCAGCAAGGCACCGCAGCUGAUCCCAGUAAUCGAGAAGAAGCCUGUGCCGCUUUGGCCUCCUCGGUAGUUCUAAAGGCUCCUGAAGAUAAGGGCAAUAGGCCAUGGGAGACAGAAGGCACAUUGGUUAAUGGGCCUUCUGAAGGAGCUGACCAAGGGACAAGCUGUGAUACCUCAGGUCCCUCCCCUGGAACUUCAGGGGUUCAAUACUUGCCUUGGGAAGUUUGUCCAAUGGACUCAGAGCUAGCAGAUAAAGCCUCUGAUUUAUGCUCCCUCAGUCAUGAGAAAACACUACAUGAGACCUCACUACCUCUUUUUAAAGUCAACGUUGCCAAAUCUCCGCACCCCAAGGAGGAAAAUGACAAAGUUGAAAUCUCAGAAAUGGCCCAUUCAGGCAGCAGUCCCGUAACACCAAAUGAUUUAGUGGUGUGCUGUGGGAGUGCUGUGCAAGAAAAUGAAGCACAAAAUGAUAUCACCAAAUCAGCCCAGGUGCUAACAGCAGACCCCACCAGAGACAACGACAGCAACCUGAUAAGUUCAGAUGAAGCAGAGACUCUUGUUGAAAACAAUUUUCUCUCCCAGUUUGAGGAAACAGGUGAACAGUGUUCUGGCCUUGAAAAUAAAACAGAAGCCCCAUCUGUUCAUAGUCUGACUCAGGAAAACUUUAAACCAAAGUCCAACAAAACAUUUUUUACUGACAAUAUCAAAUGUCUUCACAUCCCCAUUGAUGGAGAGGAAACCCAGGCUAUUAAUACAGCUAUUAAAGGCCGUCAAGUCAAAUACCUUGCUGUCUCAAUUGCUCAAAACAAUCACUCCUUCCACACCCAGGAAAGCUUAUCUGAUGUGCCAGCUGACAAUGUUGUUCAGCUACCUUACAGUGAACAGUGUGUUCAGUUGAUAAAUGAUUCCAUAACUAAUUCUACAAAACAGCUGCCUACUGAAGAGCUCCACAUUAUAGAGAGCAACCGGGCACCAGAAGAACAUCCGUGUCUUCCUAAUCUGCUAGAAGGAGAGGAUUUAGGGAGUAAUUCCCUGGAUGAAAUUGCUGACCAAUUUGCAAGUGAAAAAUAUGCACUCCAUCAAGCAGUCAAUAAAAACCCUGAAGAGAACCACCACGCAGAUGGGAAGGAAUCAGAGGGAGAUAAACACCAACAGAACACUCCUUCAGAAGAACCACGUCCUGAAUCUGCAGCACCGGAGAGCGAUUCCUCAGGACAAUUACGUUCUUUAAUUGCAAACUCUAGCUCCAAAGAUGAGGCAGAAAGCGGGAAACACAGAGGACAAGAUGCUAAAGCAGAAGGAGCAGAGAUGAAGCCUACUUUUCCAUCUUCACCGGCAUAUGCAUUCGGUGAGCCCAGGGGAAGUGAAAUGGACCAGGAAAAGGGAAAAUCUGAAUUGGGCAACAAGGAGACUGUAACAUUAAAAGUGUCUGUUUUAGAACCACCACCACCACCAACAGAACCGUUGCAUUCUGAGGUUCAAGAAUCUGAAACAAAGCCUGGUACUUCUGACAAGCCAUGUGAGAUUUCAGCAGAACGGAAUGAUGACAACAGAGUACCUGAACUAGAUCCAUGUGAAAACUUAACAUCAUUUAGCUGUUCUCAGCUCUCAGAGGAGUCAGCAACUAUUGAAAAUAGAAACAAAAUAGAAGUCAAAAGUAAUGGAGAUCACUGUAUUAUUUGUUCCCAGAAUUUGAGUCAACUUGGAAUCCUAGAAUCAUCUGUAGAUCCUGAUGAUGAAAAAAAAGAAUGUGUUAACCAUCCCACAAUAAAAGAGGAUUUGAAUAUGGACACAGAAGAUGUUGGGAAGAAAGGUGGUAGCAGGAUAGAACCACAACAUGAAGGAUUUUGUCAGAAGGCAAUCACCUCUUUUCUGAACUACUCAGAAAUCCCAGGGUCUUCCGUUGAUCCCAUAAAAGAAUCAAAUGAAGGUGCAGAGGUAAUGGAAAUUUCAAGUGCAGAAAAAACAGCCCAGGCUGAAACCACACCAGGUGUGAAAGAGGAAAAUUGGAGCAGGAACUUGGAAGUCAAGGAUGUAUUUUCACAGUGUCCUCAAAUUGGACAACCCAGUGGGGAAGGAAUUUCAUGUCCAAGCAGCAUAGAUCAAUGUAAAGGUGGCGUGAAGAAGGCUACAGAUGAGUCUGAUUUUAUGGUCACUGAGCAGGAAACCCUAGAGAAUCAGAAUGUGAAACCUAUUUCACCAAAUGGGACUCCAUCCAGCAGUUCUGCUGAUAGACCCCAGGAAGAAGACACCAACAAUUCACCAAAACAAAGUCAAGAAGCCUCUGCGAAGAUAAUAGAUGAGCUUAAACCCAGAGGAUGUGUUUGUAUCAACUCAAAUGAACCUGUAAAUUUUGAAAAUGAGUGUGCGGUGUCUUUUCCAGCUCCUUUACUUAUCUCCAGUGGUCCCAUUGAACCCCCUAGGAAUUCAUCAAUUGAAGAAACUGCCACAAAUUCUGUAACAGGUGAUAAAAUUGAAGAGCCCUCAAUUGACAAGGGAAAAAAUAUAAAUUCAUCAGACUCUCCAAAAGAUGCUUCAGUAUUAAUUCCCAUUGAAUGUGUCUCCUAUGAUAGUCUCAAAUGCCAAGGCCAACCUUCCCUGUGCUUAAACCAACAAGACUUUCUAUCAGGAACUUUUGAAAGGACAGAAAAGUCAAUGGCACCUUGUCCUCUGGUGCCUGAGUCCCGCAAAUUCCCCAAGACCCCGCCAAGUCUAGCUGUGCCCCCGGAAAUGAAGACCAAACAAGACACAAAUAAUGGAGAGCACUUACCGGAAGGGGUGAAGAAGAAAAUCCUAUCCAAGGUGGCGGCUCUGAAACUCCGCCUGGAAGAAAAGGCAAAUGUUCGAAAAAACUUAACGGGCAUUAGGAAGAUCUCAAAAAUGGAAACAGCGCUGAAACCCAAUGAAGAGAAAAAAGACCUCAAAAAAGGCCCUUGUAAAAAAGAUGGCAAAGCCCCAGUGCUGCUGAAAAAGAUCCAAGCUGAGAUGUUUCCUGAUCAUUCUGGAAAUAUAAAAUUGUGCUGCCAAUUUGCAGAAAUUCAUGAAGAAUCCACCAUCUUGUGGACAAAAGAUUCAAAACUGAUAGCACGGGUACACAGAAGUGCAGGAGACCAUUCUACGGUGUCCUUGGCCAUUGUUCAAGCUAGUAAAAAAGACCAAGGCUUGUAUUAUUGCUGCCUGAAGAACACUUACGGAAAGGUGACAGCUGAAUUUAAUUUAACAUCUGAAGUUCUGGAAAAGCUUUCAUACCAUCAGGAUAUUAAAGGGUGUGAAGAGAUAGAAUUCAGCCAGCUCAUCUUCAGAGAAGACUUCAUCAGCGAUAGCUACUUCGGAGGCAACCUGCGAGGCCAGAUCGCGACGGAAGAGCUGCAUUUCGGCGAGGGUGUCCACCGCAAGGCUUUCCGCAGCAAGGUGAUGCAAGGCCUCACGCCAGUCUUCCUCCCGGGCCACGCCUGCGUUCUCAAAGUGCACAAUGCUAUUGCCUAUGGGACCAAAAACAAUGAUGAACUUGUUCAGAGGAACUACAAACUCGCCACUCAGGAGUGUUAUGUGCAAAACACUGCCAGACAGUAUGCCAAGAUCUAUGCAGCAGAAGCCCAGCCUUUGGAAGGCUUUGGAGAAGUGCCAGAGAUCAUUCCAAUUUUCCUUAUUCAUCGGCCUGAAAACAACAUCCCUUAUGCCACAGUGGAGGAGGAGCUGAUUGGGGAAUUUGUCAAGUAUUCUAUUAGGGAUGGGAAGGAAAUCAAUUUCCUGAGAAGAGAAUCUGAGGCUGGCCAGAAGUGUUGUACCUUCCAGCACUGGGUGUAUCAGAAAACAAGCGGUGGUUUGCUUGUCACAGACAUGCAAGGUGUGGGAAUGAAGUUAACCGACGUUGGCAUAGCAACAUUGGCUAAAGGGUACAAAGGAUUUAAAGGCAACUGUUCCAUCUCUUUCAUCGAUCAGUUUAAGACGCUUCAUCAGUGUAACAAAUAUUGUGAAAUGUUAGGGUUGAAAUCACUUCAAGCCAAUCACCAGAAACAAAGGAAGCCAACCAGCGGGAGAAACAAAGCUCAGCCAAAUACUUCCACUGUUAAGAAAACUAUGGGUGUGGUACAAGAAGACAAGAAAACAUAGACUGUUGUUUGAAGUUGUCUGCUAACAAUGAAUAUGCCUUGUGAGAAUGUGGGGUGGGAGGGGGGAGGACUGGAGAGGAAGAGAGAAAAAGAGAUUGAGAGAGAGAGAGGGAGAGCAAAAGGUGGGGAGAGAGAGAGAGAGUCUGAACUUUUUGUGUUUAAAUGUGACUAGAAUAAGGUGUUUGUACUUGGAAAUGCUUCUAAAACAUGACUCUCUGUAUUCUGGAAAGUAAGAAGAAAUUGGAACCCGGGACUUCGGUCAUAGGGAGAACAAAUUGAAUGGUAGAGGGCAAAGAGAGCAUUGUCCCUGUAUAAAUAUUUAAAAAACAACUCACGUGAUUGUAUAUUUGUGUAUUUGCACACUGUUGUGUCAUCUAGGCCUUGGCGUGAAGUGGGAGACUCCUACCAUAUCAUGCCUAACUUCUAGAUUUUUACACCAGUGAUGUUAUGGCACUCAGCUGCUAUGUAAACUUGAAAUAGGAACUCUUCCUUUGUAUUAAAGUUUUGCACUAGUGGUGAAUUCUGGCAUUUCAUGCUGAAGACAGGUUAAGAUAAUUAGGACCUUUUUCAUAAUUAUUUAAACAGUUAUGAAGUUGAGACACAUAGUUGUACUGUACUGUUUAAUAAAAGUCCUACUUCAACAGAA